UGUAUGUUGUAUUUUACUGCCAUUUUUAAAAAAGUGCUUGAAGAUUGUAAUGAAUUUAUGCAACAUGCAAUGCCACUAGCCUACGGUAGAGGGCAAAGGCACUCAGGCUUCACUGAAAAGCUUGACUGCGGUGCCCCUGCUGCCAGUCCAGCCCUGUCAACGAACCAUCCACACCUGCAGCUCUGCUGGAGCCUCUGCAAGCCACAGGGGCGCUCGAGGUUUGGGUUUCCUUUCACAGGUUGCUGAUUAAACCUGGUCAGUCCUUCUACCCAGAAUGGAUGCUCCCAUCAUGGUGGCACUGGGAAAAUACCAAGGCAACGUAAAUAGCUUGCGAUCCAGAUUGCUUCUGCCACCAGCCUAAAGACAUAUGGAGCCAUAAGGACAGGAACCAUUCUGUUUAUUUCUAUGUUUUGGACCUUCCAUGUAUAUGCGAUUUUGAACUCCUCUUCAUCGUUCAUAUGAGGGAACCCGUGAUAGAAUCCUUGGAAUUACAAUGAAACGUAUCAGAAGCAUUUAUGUAUUUUGUAGUAUUGCUCUGUCAGUGCAGAGCUGGACUUCAAAGCUGCCAGAAGAAAGGGAGUUAACGACCAAUUUCUCCAACAUGUCCCUAAGAAAGGUUCCUGCAGACUUGACCCCAACCACAACCACACUGGAUUUAUCCUACAACCUCCUUUCUCAACUCCAGACUUCAGAUUUUCGUUCUGUCUCUAGACUGAAAGUUUUGACUCUAUGCCAUAACAGAAUCCAAGAGCUGGAUAUCAAGACCUUUGAAUUCAAUAGAGAGUUAAGAUAUUUAGAUUUGUCUUACAACAGAUUGAAGAUUGUAACUUGGUAUUCACUGGCAGGUCUCAGACAUCUAGAUCUUUCUUUUAAUGACUUUGACACCAUGCCUAUCUGUGAGGAAAUUGGCAACAUGUCACAUUUGGAAAUCCUAGGUUUAAGUGGGGCAAAAAUACAAAAAUCAGAUUUCCAAAAAAUUGCUCACUUGCAUCUAAAUACUGUCUUCUUAGGAUUGAGAAGUCUUUCUCAUUAUGAAGAAGGUAGCCUGCCCAUCUUAAACACAACAAAACUUCACAUUGUUUUACCAACAAACACAAAUUUCUGGGUUCUUUUGCGCGAUGGAAUCAAGACCUCAAAAAUACUAGAAAUGACAAAUAUAGAUGGCAAAAGCCAAUUUGCAAGUUAUGAAACUCAACAAAAUCUUACUUUGGAGAAUUCUAAGACUUCUAUUCUAUUACUUAAUAAAGUUGAUUUACUCUGGGAUGACCUUCUUUUAAUCUUCCAAUUUGUUUGGCAUUCGUCAGUAGAAUGCUUCCAAAUCCAACAUCUGACUUUUGGAGGCAAGGUUUAUCUUGACCACAAUUCAUUUGAUUACUCAAAUACUGUAAUGAGAACUAUGAAAUUGGAGCACAUACAGUACAGAAUUUUUUAUAUUUCACAGGAGAGGGUCUACUUGCUUUUUACCAAAAUGGAUAUAGAAAACCUGACUAUAUCAGAUGCACAAAUGCCACACAUGCUGUUUCCCGUUUAUCCUACAAGAUUCCAGUAUUUAAAUUUUGCUAAUAAUAUCUUAACGGAUGACCUGUUUAGGCAACCUAUCCAAUUGCCUCAUCUGAAAACUCUCAUUUUGAAGGGCAAUAAAUUGGAGACACUUUCUUUAGUGAGUUUCUUUGCCAACAACACAUCCUUGAAGUACUUAGAUCUGAGCCAGAAUCUGUUACAACAUGAAAAUGAUGAAAAUUGCUUUUGGCCAGAAACCUUGAUCACUAUGAACCUGUCAUCCAACAAAUUCGCUGAUUCUGUUUUCAGGUGCUUGCCCAGAAGUAUUCAAAUACUUGACCUGAAUAAUAACAAAAUUCAAACUGUCCCUAAAGAGAUUAUUCAUCUGAAGUCUUUGCAAGAGCUAAAUCUUGCAUUUAAUUUUCUAACUGAUCUUCCUGGGUGCAGUCAUUUCAGAAAGCUCUCAAUUCUGAACAUUGAAAUGAACUUAAUUCUCAGCCCAUCUCUGGAUUUUUUUCAGAGCUGUCAGGAAGUUAAGACUCUGAAUGCAGGAAGAAAUCCAUUCCGGUGUACUUGUGAAUUAAGAGAUUUCAUUCAGCUUGAAAAAUAUUCCGAGGGCAUGAUGACUGGAUGGUCAGAUUCAUACAUCUGUGAAUACCCUUUGAACCUAAAGGGUACCCGGUUAAAGGAUGUUCAUCUUCCUGAGUUAUCUUGCAACACAACUCUGUUGAUUGUCACCAUUGUGGCUACCAUGCUAGUUCUGGGGAUGGCUAUGGCGUUCUGCUGCUUCUACUUUGAUCUGCCCUGGUAUCUCAGGAUGCUGGGUCAGUGGACACAGACAUUGCAGAGGAUUAGAAAGACAACCCAAGAACAACUCAAAAGAAAUGUCCAGUUCCAUGUGUUUAUUUCAUACAGUGAACAUGAUUCUACCUGGGUGAAGCAUGAAUUAAUCCCCAACCUGCAGAAAGAAGAGAAAUUGGUUUGCCUUCAUGGGGGAAACUUUGACCCUGGCAAGAGCAUUGCUGAAAAUAUCAUGAACUGCACUGAGAAAAGCUAUAAGUCCAUUUUUGUUUUGUCUCCCAACUUUGUCCAGAGUGAGUGGGGCCAUUAUGAAUUCUACUUUGCCCACCACAGUCUCUUCCAUGAAAAUUCUGAUUACAUAAUUUUUAUCUUACUGGAACCUAUUCCACUCUACUGCAUUCCUACCAGGUAUCCUGAGCUGAAAGCUCUUCUGGAAAAGAAAGCAUACUUGGAAUGGCCCAAGGAUAGGCGUAAAUGUGGGCUCUUUUGGGCAAAUCUUCGGGCUGCUGUUAAUGUUAAUUUAUUAGAAACCAGAGAGAUGUGUGAACUACAGACAUUCGUGGAGCUGAAUGAAGAGUCUCGAGGUUCUACAGUCUCUCUAGUAAGAACAGACUGCCUAUAAAAUCCUCUCUUGCCCUAGGGAAGUUGGGACCUGCAUACACUGUUGGGAUAGAAGUUGAUACAUCCUUUAUGAUGGUAAUUUGGCAAUAUCAUUAAAAUGAAAAAUGAUUAUUUUUUUCAUGUCAGUUCCCGGAAGGAUUUCUAAGAAUGUAUACUAUAGAAACACAAGUUUGCAAAGGCUUAUGUAAAAAGGUGUGCAUCCCAGUAUUAUUUAUAAUCAUGAAAAAUUGAAAACAGCUCAUAUUUCCAUAGAAUAAAUAUUAAUUCAAUAAAUUAUAGUUCACUAAUGCAAUAAAAUAUUACACAACUAUUAAAAAGAAUGAGGUAGUUCUAUUUUUACUGGUAUGGGGAAAAUUAUUCUAAUAUGCUGGUUUAUAUAUUGAAAAAGAAGUCUAAAUGAAUCUAUACCAGUGCAUUGGUAUAGUAACAGUGGUUUGGGUCUGGGAGGUUGUAUUACAGAAAACCUCUGGUUUCUAUGUUGUAUAUUUCUGUAACGUUGGAAUUGCUUAAGUGAAUCUGUAUUCCUUUUGUAGGUAGAAAAAAACAAUAAAGAUAAUUUUUAAAGCCUACA
This is a messenger RNA of Ailuropoda melanoleuca (giant panda), 3493 nucleotides long. It is a transcript of the gene TLR10, whose product is annotated as toll like receptor 10. NCBI's taxonomy places the organism in Eukaryota, Metazoa, Chordata, Mammalia, Carnivora, Ursidae. The coding region runs from base 494 to 2923 and encodes 809 amino acids. Gene Ontology annotation, biological process: cellular response to bacterial lipopeptide; immune response; inflammatory response. Gene Ontology annotation, cellular component: plasma membrane. Gene Ontology annotation, molecular function: transmembrane signaling receptor activity; lipopeptide binding; Toll-like receptor 2 binding. The record is from RefSeq and is a predicted model, not a curated record. The transcript is spliced from 5 exons.